This is a messenger RNA of Caenorhabditis bovis, 645 nucleotides long. NCBI's taxonomy places the organism in Eukaryota, Metazoa, Nematoda, Chromadorea, Rhabditida, Rhabditidae. The record is from the annotation of a GenBank genome assembly.
AUGUCCUUCGCAACGACAUCAAAAAAUGUUGCGUUAGAAGAUUUAUUCGGAAAUCCAUUCAAACCAAAAAAGGAAAAGAAACAGGAGAACAAGCCGGAAUUCGUAUACAAACCAUCAGGAUAUGUACAAUUGAUCGAUCAAAUGAUUGGAACCAAAUCGAGACCUUGGAAUCCCGAAAGGACACCGAUUAAGCCUAUUCAAAUGCUUACCUUACCAGAAAUGACGAAAGAGGAAAUAUAUAUGCAAUGGGCGAUGGAAAAUUGUGCAGUUAAAGCAACAAUCUCAGGUGUUCUCGGUUUUGGAGUUGGAGUCGCUUUCGGAAUGUUCACAGCAUCUGUUGAUCCUUCAAUGUCGAUGGUUGGUGGAGAUCCGACGAAACAGUUAACAUUAAAAGAGACAUGGAAGGAAAUGUCAGGAAGAAUGAAGUCAUACGGUAAAAACUUCGGAUCAAUUGGUCUUAUGUUCUCUGGAGUGGAAUGUGCACUUGAAACAGUCCGAGCAAAAAGUGACUGGCGGAAUGGAACAUAUUCUGGAGGAAUUGUUGGAGCAUUAUUAGGCCUUCGCGCAGGAAUUGUUCCAGCAAUUUGGGGUGCUGCUGGUUUUGCUGCCUUUUCAACGGUUAUCGACCAUUAUAUGAGAGGAUAG